Achroia grisella is the source of this 8167-nucleotide messenger RNA. It is a transcript of the gene Neurl4, whose product is annotated as neuralized-like protein 4. The record is from RefSeq and is a predicted model, not a curated record. Lineage: Eukaryota; Metazoa; Arthropoda; Insecta; Lepidoptera; Pyralidae. The transcript has 31 exons. The coding region runs from base 313 to 5403 and encodes 1696 amino acids. Gene Ontology annotation, molecular function: ubiquitin protein ligase activity.
CAAGCAAUGCUGUAGAAAAACUAGCUUCUAUAUAAUUUCUAGUCUCCUUAUAAAUGAUAAUUACUUAAAAUGCUUAUUAUGUUGCUUUAUUAUGAUAUUAAAUAUAGAUGUUAAUUCAUUAUUAUUUAAGGGUCUUUGUUUAUUAAAAAUAAAGUUCGUAAUGGGUGUUAAGUUGCUCUAUCCAAAAUCCAAAGUGUAAAUAGUGCGAAUAAUGAUGUCUGACAGAAAAAUUUUAAUUAUGAUAUUAUACACAAGUUUGUAAAUGUUAUAGAAGUAAAAGUUAUAUAUAUUUUUAUAUAUUAUCUGAAAAAAAUGCGAUUUCACCGGAGGUGCGGGGAAAGAGUUACUCUCUUCAACAAUAAUUCCACAGCCAUACGGAAUUUUGUUGAAUUUAAUCAUGGUCUAAUUCUAAGCGCCGACCCUCUUACAGAUGAUGUUUUAUUUGAAAUAUGCAUAGACAGAAAGGUAAAUGUAUGGAAUGGGUCUCUUGAAAUUGGUGUUACGACAUUGGAUCCUGAAUAUAUGGAGCUUCCAGCGACAGCAACUAAACUACGUAAUACAGCAUGGAUAAUGUCAGGUAGUGCAAUAAUUAAAGAUGGUGUUACUCUAGUCAACUCUUAUGGGCCCGAGUUAGACUCGCUACGGGAAGGGGAUACCUUAGGCGUUAUGAGAACUACUAAGGAUGAAUUAAUGUUUUACGUCAAUGGACGGUGUCUUGGCAUUGCAGCAAAAGACAUGCCACCAAGAAUAUUUGCUGUGAUAGAUUUAUAUGGCCAGUGUGUGCAAGUUUCCAUAACACAUUGUAAUGCAAUGAGACCAAUUAUGGAGAGUAGUUUAGAUCAGAUUGAUGAGGAUCCAAACAAUGAUGAUACUUUAACAUCAAGUGAAAUUGAAGCUGGACUUUCCACUGAUCCAUAUCCUAAGGGAACUCGAGAUGUCUUUAUUCCUAUGACGUCUGAAGCAGCAUGUGCGCUCGUUGCUCAAGAUCGUUUACGUUUUCAUCCAAGAUGCGGUAUUCUAGUCAAACUGUCUGGUAACAAUAAGUCGGCAGAGCGAGCGCGCCCUCUCGACGAUUACAAUAAUGGCGUGGUCAUGACGCAUCGACCUCUUUAUGAUAAUGAACUCUUCGAAAUACGUAUCGAUACAUUGGUUGAUAAAUGGAGUGGUAGUAUAGAGGUCGGUGUAACGACGCACAAUCCAGCUACAAUAAGAUUUCCAUCGACAAUGACCAACAUGGAUUCGGGGACAAUCAUGAUGUCUGGUUGCAAGGUGUUAUUGAAUGGUCACGGUACUUGUAUGGAGUAUGGAAAUUUCAACCUUGAUGAACUUCGAGAAGGCGAUACGGUGGGGAUGAUGAGAAAAAGUAAUGGGAAAUUGCAUUAUUUUAUUAAUGGCGUAGAUCAGGGUGUUGCUGCUGAUAAAGUAGAGCAGCCAGUCUGGGGUGUUGUCGACUUGUACGGCAUGACUGUCAGGGUCACGAUUGUAGAUCCAUGUGAAGACAUGGACAGCAAUAUUAAUGACUUACCGAUCCUGACAAACAGUCCGGACCCUCCAGCGUCUAAUAGAUUUAGACCUGCAAUAGACGAAGAGAGCCUUUUAUUUCAUUCGCUGCGUGAUUCGAAUGUUAUUAUUAUUAACCAUGGUAAGACUGCUCAUAGGCCUAACGCUUUCGAAUACUUCAAUAACGGGAUAGUAAUGACUAAUCGCACAUUAAGGACCAACGAACUUUUCCAAGUGCGGCUUGAUCUCGUUAUUCCGAAGUGGGCUGGAAGCAUAGAAAUUGGGGUCACGCAGAAUUCUUCAAAUGAUAUAAAAUUACCAUACAAAAUGAGCAAUGCGAAAUCCGGCACUUGGGCAAUGACCGGAGAAGAUGUCAUACGGGAUGGAACCAUAAUCAUUCCACAAUACGUCAGAAAUUUAAAUAGAUUGGUGGAAGGGGAUACAGUGGGGGUGAUGCGAAGAGACAUGGGUAUUUUACAUUUUUAUGUAAACGGCAUAGAUCAGGGUCCAGCUGCUUUUAAUAUACCUGAACAUGUUUUUGGUAUUAUUGAUCUGUAUGGUCGAGUAGCACAAGCGACAAUUGUAACCAGUUAUUUACCUCCACCAGCGCUGUCACCUGAAUCACCUUUAUCUACCGAAUCCAACGCUACUAUAUAUCCUGAAAUGUGUUUCCACCGCGUCCACGGGCAUAAUGCUCGUCUGAGUCGUAGCCGUUUAACUGCAUCGCGAGCGACUGUCUACUCGGAGUUCAACGAUGCCGUGCUCUUCAGCUCUAGACCACUUCGCGAGUGCGAUAUGUUCGAACUGCGUAUAGACAAGAUGGUGGAUUGCUGGAUCGGGAGUCUUGAGAUUGGUGUUACGGCGAUUAGACCAGAUGAUUUGGAAACAAACGGCGGCGUAGGUCUGAUAGCCGGUACCGCAACAGAUCUGAGCUGGGAUACUUACAUAUUGAGCGGGGCAGCCAUGAUGAAAGAUGGGGAGUGCGUUCGUAGUGGCUAUCCCCUCGAUCUCGACACUCUCACAGUUGGUAGCCGAGUUGGUAUGAUGUGGCAUGCAGACCGAAGUUUACACUACUACCUCGAUGGUAUGGAUAUGGGCAAGGCAUGGUAUGUGCCACAUCUUAAUAUCUACGCUGUGGUUGAUCUCUACGGACAGUGUACUCAGGUCACAAUACUGCAAAACGAAGAGAGGGCUUUUAAUUAUAACGGAUGCAUUAAUUCAGAUAAUUCUUUGUUGAAUAAUGCAAGGGUUUUGCCGUCACCACCUCCUCCAUAUUGGAGCUUCUCUGAAUACUCUGGCGACAAUAUAUGCCUAUUGCAUGAUUAUUCUAUCGCACGGCGGCGCACUCCUGAACCAUUUGAAACGUUGGUUUUUAGUUCCGCUCACCUAGCGCUUGGUGAAAUAUUUGAGAUUAAAAUAGUGGAGUGUAAGUACGGUUACGCGGGCAGUUUUCGUAUGGGUGUGACCGACGUCAACAUACUAAACGCUCACGUGAACCGCUGCUUGCCGCCGUCUAUCUGCUAUUUGCCACAUUAUACGGCUUAUAUUGAAGGAAAAUAUAUGAAGAUUUCACGAAGUGGUACCCGUGAACAAGAUAUCCAUUCUUUCGCGCCUUCUUUUGAGUGGUUACGUUCCGGAGAUCGUAUCGGUUUUAAAAAGACUAACGAUUCCCGAGUUCUCAUUUAUUACAAUUCAGAAUUACUCGAUAUGGAAUUCGAAAAAGUUCCUGAUAAAGUGUAUGUGGUUAUGGAUAUAUUUGGACAAGUGACUAAAAUCCAAGCCGUAUCCAGAGCGGUCAAUCCGGCAACUGCACUUCCUACAACGAUCCCGAACGAUGAAUGUCAGAAAGUGACACCAAUUACAAUUUGUAUGAAUGCUAGUGCCACAACAGCGGAUUCUCCAUCAGCCGUUAAUGCUGAAGUAACAGCUGAAAUAGAAACAGUUGCUAUAGAAGUAUCCAGUAAUGAUAUAAACACCAAUGCUAAUCCUGAAACUACUGCGGCGGCUACUGAACCUGAGACCACAGUAGAAACAGAGGGCAACACAGUAUCCACGGCAAACCUCGUCACUACAGAGUCAAGACGACGCUGCCGUCCCUUGCCAUACACAUUUCAUUAUAUUCAUGGACAGAAUAUUAAGUUAUGUAGUUCAGACACAGUUGCAAUGCGAACUACUGGAUACAAAAAUGGUAUUGCCAUUGUUAGUCAACCACUGAGAAGAGGACGUAAUUUUAGGUUUCGCGUAGAUAAAGUGGAUGAAGAGUGGGCCGGCAGUGUUUCUCUAGGUGCAGUAGGUAUCUUGCCUACCGAACCGCUUCCACCUUGUGCGAUACAUAUGGAUCCACCCAUAUGGGUGGUAUCCAGUGACCUUAUCCUGGACAACGGCACAUUUAAGAAUAGUGAAAUGGCAGCUGCGUUUGAAGAACUUGGCGAACAAUCGGUUUUGUCUAUACAUUUCCGGUUUAACAGCGAGUUGGUGGUCGACAUCGACGGUACCAUCAUCGGUGUGAUCGGUUCUGUGCCAAGAAGGCAUGCUCAUGUAUUUCCUCUAAUAGAUCUUUAUGGUCGUGUUAAUCAGAUUUCGGUAUUACUCCAUCCAUAUGUGGUUGUUAGCGGUGCAUCACUCGAUCUUCCAAUUAUAACAGAAAACCUUGGAGAGGAAUCCUUGGAGGAAAUAGAAGUAGAUGAGGAUAUUAAUAUACAAGAGAAUCUGGUGGACACUGAGCCAGAAGAAUUGCAGCCGAAAUAUAAAAUAAAAUCGUAUAGCCAAAAUAACCUUAUUGAUGAGGAAUAUGACCCAAUUAUAAUCCAAGCUGGUCCGAGCAGGAAUCCUCACUACAUCCAACCGAAUACUCCUGUAUAUGAAGUAGACGCCUAUGAAGAGUUUAUACCCAGUCACUGUGAUGCAAGGGCAAGUAUACCCAAUCGUUUGCCUUUGCAUCACAGUGUGAUAUCAGAUAACAAUACCGUACCUACCAAUAGUAAUCAACCGGUGAAUCGUCCAAUCAAAAAAAGUCAUUCAACUCAAGGUUUUAUUCGUAUUGCUGACGAAAGUAUUCUAGCCAAGGAAGUAAAGGACGCAGUGUGCGUAACUCUCAGUGUUUGCUCUGGAUAUGAAGAUGAAAGCGAGGAAUUAGUCGUUGACGAAUGGUUUUGUGAUACAAAUAGACGACACAAUGAUCGGUACCCUGAGGCAAAUGAUGUGGAUAAUCUAGACAAUGAGAUUAUGGAUGCGUUAACCCUUGAGACCGGUAACUUGCCGGAUUUAACUGAAGAGCAGUCGUCUUCUAUAGACGAAUCAACGCGACGUGACGACUUUUGGUCAGAGCCAUUAUCAGUAGAAAAUUUAAAUUACCUCAACCGUAUAUUGUGUUUGGAUCAAGAAGCUGGUGAUGGUAAUAGCUUAGAAGCAGAAUGGGAGGCGUUUGGUGAAGGCUGUGAACAUUUACACCUGGUUUUAAAAUUCUGGCACUUUUUGGUGUUACCAUAUCCGGAGUUACGACAGGCGGUGUCUUGGGGCCAGGUGCGAUGUUACUGUUCAAAUUGCCAGCCCAAUGCCCAACCUCCUUUAGCUGGGUGGGUGCGUAUCGAGCGCAUCGAUGGUGUGGGUGCCGCUCAGCGCGCCUUCUGGCACAUUGUCCGCUCGACUUUGGGCUCCGCUCAAGUUACUAACGAGUGUGGAGUAGCGAGACGACCGCGCUCGCUAGUACCGGCACCGUGCAUCUCGCCACCACUCGCCGACAUAUGGUUCGACGAGGAGGGAAAACCACAUCAUACCGUGUUGGCGAUAGAAAUAGAUGUUGAAGGUUCGGAUGCGGAAAACGAUCGAUUGUUGGCAUUUUUAAUAUAUUUGAAAUCGCACGUUGUAUUCAUGGAUGAUAACCCGCCGAGUUUAGAAGACUAAACAUUACAUGCAGAUUUGUCGUAAAAAAGAUGAAUGAAAUGUUAAAUGUCAUAAACCUGAUCAGAAUUAUUUUUAAUAUGAUAAACUAUUCACGAUUUAUAAACCUAAUAUUUCUGCAAUGUUUAAUAUACAAAUAAAUAGGUGUUCUAUUUUAUCUCAUAUCAAUAUUAUAUAGUAUCAAUGUGUACGGUAAUAAUUUUGUAAGUGUGUACAUCUGAUCAGGUUUGUAUAUUUUUAUUUUAUCUAUGUAAAAGGGCACAAAAUGGUUGUCUUAUAAGUAUUAAAAAAUAGUUUUUAAUGGACGUCUAUGAGGUAUUAGUCAAGCCUGUACUGGAUGGUACUUCUAUAUUAUUAUAUAAUUAUAUCCAACCAUAUGCUGAAUAGAGUUUUUAAUUGUUUCGAGCACUUUAUUUUUAUGGUCUUCGAUUUUUUUUGGCUAGGAAUAGCUAUAAUAUAUUUAUUUUAAAUUGAAAUAUAAUACGGCUGUCAUUGGGUUUUGUGUCUGGAGUAAUAUAUAUUGUCGUCUAGCUUAUAUUCAUAUAUUUUACAUGUGUAGAUAUAAACAAUCUGAAGAUAACACUCAUUAUAUUAGAUAUGUUAUAUUUAAGGCAUUCGAUUAUACAUCUACCGAGGGACAUUUAUAAACUAUGGAUGUAAAUCCGCAUGUGUGUUCUCUUUUUGGUCAUAGUAAUACUCUUUUAUAAGUGUCAUAUUGACACCUGGUGUGGCACAGACGGUAAGCGGAUGAUAAGUGUGAAUGGAUUACUGGUCACAUGCAACAACAAUUAUAUAUGUUACAUGUAUUGUCCGUUAAUUGUGUACCUAGUUACACAUGUCUUACCAAUGUGAACUUGCUUUUCAUCAAUUUAUUAUAUAUAAAAUAACCAAAUCUUUAUUAGGUAUGUUUUAUAUUUUAUGUCGUUUACGACUCAGUCAAGCACUGUUUUUCCAACAACUUCCGUAAUAUUCAAUAUGUAUAUACAAUAUAAUAUACAAUACAUAACAUUCUGUUAUCGAGAUUAAUUUAGUUUUGCAAAUUUAUUUUAAAUAUCUUUUUAGAUAUGAAUUAAAUUAUUCAUACAUUAUAAUAAUAUUGUCUUAAUAAAUAUACACAGAUACUGUAUACUGAUAUUCUAAGGUCUGUCCGGUAGUGUAUCAUGUUUCCUAUAUAAGUGUGUCAAUACUCAAGGCGCGGUUAGGUAUUUGCGGUCAGUCUACAUAUAUAUUUAAGUGGUUAUGCAAUAGGAUUAUCGUAUACGUGAGCUAAAAAUCUCCAAACAAUAUUAAAAAAUGUAAACAUGAUAAAUGUUAUUUUCGACGCAUCAAGUAGUCCUAGAUCCAAGCAUACCGUACCGUAGAGGAGAUUUUUAAGUACUUCAUAUGAGGCUAAAUGUUUUAAGGUUGGCAACUCUGUCUAGAUCUAACGAUAUUUUAAAAUCAUUGUAUUAAUCGAAUAUGGUUUGACGAUAGAAUUAUAAAUUAGGUUGGUUGGCUAUUGUUAUUUUUUAACCUAUGUAUACUUUUAAACCAAUUAUUCUUGUGACUCUCAUAAUGAGAUUAUGACGUCCCAGUCCCGUUAAUAUGCUUUUCCUGUGAUAUUAGAAAAAGGUAUGCUCUAUGAGAAUGAUUGAAAUUUGAGGCGAGAUUUUCGAGUCCAACUGAUUCAAGAUAUAACCCUAUUCAGCGUGAGCGUUUAUUGCUAAAGUCUUUGCAACCAUGCGAGUAGGACGGAACAGUGGCAGAUUACUAUCGCGAUUUUCAUCGCUCUAAUUUAGACAGUCAUGUAAGUGUGUGUUACUUCCCAUAAAAUUAUGUAUACCGCGUGUGGUGUCUUGGUGUUUUCUUGUCUCACUCGUCACGUAACGAAACUGUUGAACGUUGGAUAUAGAAAUCUUAAACUUAGGUAAAAAAGUAAGCCAGAGAAAUUCCAAUGCGUAGGACCAAAACGCAUAAUCCUUUUGAAAUUCUAAGACUUGAAUAUACUUUUUUCUUAAUGAAAUCGAAGAUAUUUCAGAUGAAAUGGUUUUUAUUGAAAAUAUAAGAUAAAUGUAUCUUACAGUGAAAAAAUUCAGUAUCUUGUAUUCAAAUACACAAUUCUAUCCAAAUAUUAAAAGUAUAACUUAAAAGUCAUAUAAACAUAUUUCUGUUUAGAUUACAUUUAAAAAAAAUGUCUUACUUAAAAUUAAAUUUACUAUGUUUAGAAAUGUUUUUAGUGAUAUUACUCAACCUAAGUACGAUUAUUUAAGUUAUCACUUAAUACCUGUGUAUUAUAUAUAGGCGAGAUUUUUAUAAAUGUGAAUUUAAUUUACUUUCAAUGUAUAUCAUUGUCAUAAUUAGAAUAUUUACAUAAACCCUUGUUUAUAACCCUAAUCCUAACCCCUGUUUGUGUCUUUUUAUGAAUGCAAAUUUUCCCAAUCGCUUUAGGAUUGUCGUAUAGGUUCAAAAGAAAUUAAAUUGAUAGAAGAUUAAAAAAUAAUCUUUAGAAUGCAGAUGGCUGAGUAAUUGUGUACAGUUACAUUUGCUCCGUUUCAUAUAGGGGAUCUCAGAUUUGGUGUGGCGUGUACUGUAUAAAUGUUGUAGGCAUCUAUGUAUGAUUUUAUUAUUUUAAUUGCGACUGAUUACCUCAAAUACGUUGAUAUUAUUUUUAGUAGCCAAUAUGCAUAUAUUCAGAAUAUCUAUAGUCAGUUUCACAUCAUGUAUUUUUUUGUGACAAUUAAAGGAAUACGAAUAAUAAAGAUUGUUGUUUUAUAUUAUCUACGCUUAU